CAGCACAGUUUCUCAUCCCAAGUCCUAGGCAAAGGCUUGGUUAUUUAUUACAGGGUUAUUUUAUUAGUAUUUUAAAAUGUGAUUUUAAGGUUUCUAAUACCUUUCUUACGUACAUUUCUGUUUUUUUUCUACUAACUUUCCACAAAAUAAGUUUCUUUUUUAGGAGAAGCAAACCCAUGACUUCACAAAAUCCCUCCCUGGAGCCACUGCAGCUGAGUGUGCAUCAAAUCUGAAGAAAAUCUACACGGUACAAACAGUACAGAGGGGAAGGGAAGGAGAGAGGAAGAGAAACAUCAAUGUAUGGUUGCCUUUCAUGCAUCCCCUGCUGGGAACUGGCCUGCAGGGAACCAGCCUGCAACCCCGAUAUUCUGGAGUGUGUACAAUAAUAUCCCUCCUGUGACUAGCCUGCCUUUGAGAUGUAGUUAUCAUUUAAUGAGAGGAGAGAGGCGACCACUUUGGGAAGAGGAGAGUAAUGCAAAGGGUGGCGUAUGGAAGAUGAAAGUUCCCAAGGACAGCACGUCUACAGUUUGGAAAGAGUUGUUGUUAGCGACUAUCGGGGAACAGUUCACAGACUGUGCUGCAGCAGAUGACGAAGUAAUAGGAGUCAGUGUCAGCGUUCGGGACCGAGACGACGUCGUCCAAGUCUGGAAUGUAAAUGCCUCGUUAGUGGGUGAAGCGACCGUUUUAGAAAAGAUUUAUGAACUUCUGCCCCACAUAUCUUUUAAAGCAGUAUUUUAUAAACCCCAUGAAGAGCAUCAUGCUUUUGAAGGUGGACGUGGAAAACACUAAUUGCACUCUGUAAAGAAUUCUUUGUCCUUUGCUGAUUGGUUUUGGAAACGGUCUUAACAGGAGGGAGAGUGAAGAGAAGACUUGCCGAAGUUCCAUGCUGGUCGAUUUAGGGUGUGUUUCUGUCCUUGCAGAUUGGGCAAUUAGGACUAAGUGGCAGGUGGGGUGGUGGGACACUGCGGGUUUCUACCGUCAUGUUGCUUGCCUUUUUUUUUUUUUUUUUUGCUUUCUAAUUUCUGUGUCCUUUUUACUCUAAUUUUCCCCUCUCAAAUUCUUUAUUUUGUGUAAUUAUUGUUUUGUACACUCUCCUUUCAUUGAGGCACAGAAGUCAGUUUUCUUUUAAGUAGCUGUACUGUACCUAGUUAAUCAGAAUAUGCAUAAUUGUGACAGGACUGCUUUUGAAAACCAUGCUGUACUUGCAGGAAUACCACCUGGCGAAACCUGUCUUGAUUAUUUGUCGUGACACACUCCUACAUACUAUGCACCGGGCAUUGCUUUUUCUGUCCUAGGGGAUAAAAAAAAAACAUAAUCAGAUUUUGCACUGACAGCAUACAUAUCUUUUAUUUUUCCUUUUUAAAACUUAUUUUUUUAGUUAUAAAAGAAAAAUAAUAGUUGGGUUGCCUAACAUGAAAACUAUAAUCAGAGUGGAGUAUCAGGAUACAAAUCAAACUCUAGGUUUGGAUUCUGUGAAUAUAUUUUUAACCAGAAUUUCAAUUUGGCUUUUUUAAAGGAAGGUUUAGAAUGAUAACAAGGGAUUUAUCCAAAUAAGAAACCUUAUACUUCUGAUUUAAAGGGAAGGGAAUACUUUAAUUAUUUGAAUUAAGCUGCUUCCAAAUUUUGGAUAUGUGUACCUACUUAGGGCUUUUCAAUUUUACACAUUUUGUUAAAUGACCCCCUUUCCCGUUCACAUUGUAUAUUAUAUCCAAUAAUCAGGAGCCCUCUGAAAUGGGCAGCCUUUUUCAUUUAGGGGCAGGAAGUUAAAUCUCAUUUCUAGGAUGAAUGUGGACAUCCACCAAGUUGAACUUGGAGUGCAUUCUGUUAACAUUAAUUUUUGGAAUUGUUAAUAAAAAUUGUAUUAUGUUACCAAAGAAAUACUGGUUUUAGAAUAAGGAACUGGCCACCCUUGGGAACACUCAGAUUUGCUCCUUGACCCUGCUGUUGUUCUUGCUUCUCCCACCUGGAAGAGAUGGGGUCCUUUGAAGACACCACCUCCUGUGGGUGUUUUUGAAGUCAGGUUUGCUCAUGCAUGCAUAUACAUUUUACAGAAGGGCCAAGUGCUCAGAACUACACUGAACCCAGAAUUUUUCAUUUCUCUCAUACAGGGAUAUCAAACUCAUUUUCACUGGGGGCCACAUCAGCCUCCCUGUUGCCUUCAAAGGGCUGAAAUAAUUUUAGGACUGUAUAAAUGUAACUACUCCUUAACUGUUAAGGAGUUGAAAUUAUAUUCACCCCUUUGAAGGCAACUGUGAGGCUGAUGUGGCCCCCGGUAAAAAUGAAUUUGAUACCCUUGUGUCUAGUAGUAUUGACCAGCAGAGAGAGACAGAGGUACUUCAAGCCUCCAGCCUGUGUUUGUAAAUAAAAUUCUUUAAACAUUUGAAAGGACUUUCAAAAUGUCUAUUUAUAAAAGUUGUGCCCUUUACUUCCAUUACUAACUGCAUUAACCAUAAUAACAAUGAUUAUAGUUUUUUUACAAAAAUGCUUUGUUUCUAAACUUUAGUUUCUUCAGUGAUUUUUAAAAUGAAGUAUAAGGAUAUCAGACCCAUUUUUUAAAACCCUGGAACUUGUUUCUUUAAACAUUGUACUAACACCCAAUUUGUUUUUUUUUUUAAAUUCAUGGAAGAGUUAAAAAUUAUUCUGUACUUGAAUUAAAAUUCUUAUUUAUAAUUUUCUGAUAGAUUAGAAAAGGCAUGUAAUUAUCUUCAUUAUAAUUGUCAUGUAUACUUCCAUAAGUAAAUGGAUUUUGAAGUAUUUUUAUUUUUGAACUUUAUUUAAAAGCAUUGUGAUGGCAUGUUCAACUUUUGCAUGUAUGUAGCUUUUGAAGUAAAAUAAAAUAAAUAGGAAUGUUAGGCUCACA
Artibeus jamaicensis (Jamaican fruit-eating bat) is the source of this 2860-nucleotide messenger RNA. It is a transcript of the gene EIF4E3, whose product is annotated as eukaryotic translation initiation factor 4E family member 3. Gene Ontology annotation, biological process: translational initiation. Gene Ontology annotation, cellular component: eukaryotic translation initiation factor 4F complex. Gene Ontology annotation, molecular function: RNA 7-methylguanosine cap binding; translation initiation factor activity. The transcript is spliced from 8 exons. Lineage: Eukaryota; Metazoa; Chordata; Mammalia; Chiroptera; Phyllostomidae. Bases 301 to 789 code for a protein of 162 amino acids. The record is from RefSeq and is a predicted model, not a curated record.